CUUCGUGUGCAGAAGCGACUGCUUAAAGGGUGACGAGCGAGGAGGACGUUGACUGAUCCGACACUGGACAUCAUCUUCGCUGGAUUGAAAACAAGAGCUGCAACAUGGGCAACGUCCAACCAACUAUUACCCCCUAUGAGGAUUUCGAUGUUGUGGCUGAUAUCAAGGCCAUUCGCAAAUCCUGCAAAGGUUUGGGGACGGAUGAGGAGGCCAUCAUUGAGAUCCUGGCCAAUCGUUCAUCAGCACAGCGCUUGGAAAUCAAGCACGCGUACUUCGAGAAGUAUGACGAUGAGUUGGAGGAGGUGUUGAAGAAGGAGCUGACUGGUAGUUUUGAGAUGGCCAUUGUGGCCAUGCUAGAUCCGCCCCACAUCUACUCUGCCAAGGAGCUGAGGAAGGCCAUGAAAGGGGCGGGCACCGACGAGGCCGUUCUGGUGGAGAUCCUGUGCACCAGCACCAAUCAGGAGAUUCUGAAUUGCCAGGAGGCGUAUGCCCAGGUGAACGAACGUGACCUUGUGGCUGACCUUGAGGAUGACACCAGUGGAGAUGUCAAGAACCUCCUGAUCACUCUUCUGCAGGCUAACCGAGAUGAAGGCUUUGAGGUGGACGAGGGACUGGCCGAGCAGGAUGCGACCGCUAUGUUUGAGGCAGGAGAGGGUCGUUUUGGAACGGACGAGUCCACCUUCAGUGACAUUUUGACACACAGGAACUACCUGCAGCUUCAGGCCACCUUCAAGAUCUAUGAGCAGCUCUCUGGGACAGAGAUCCUGGAUGCCAUUGAAAACGAAGCCACUGGGACCUUAAAGGAGUGUUACAUCACCCUGGUGCGGUGUGCCAAAAACCCUCAGCUCUAUUUUGCCCGUCGCCUGAACGCCGCAAUGAAAGGGGUGGGCACGGACGAAGACACGCUCAUCCGCAUCAUCGUUGGUCGCUCAGAGUUUGACCUGGAGACCAUUAAGGAUUUGUACCUGGAGAAGUAUGAUGUUCCUCUGAAAGACGCUCUGAGCUCUGAGUGUGGAGGAGACUUCAAACGUCUUCUACUGGAGAUCCUGCACUAAGACCCUGUUUGUUUCUGUUCCUCUUAUUCUUUAGCCUUUGACAGUUACACUCCUAAAACACCUGUCGGCUUAUACUUCUACCUCUCUCAUCCUCUUCUCUCACCUCUUCCUUCUCUCCGGCUCUGACUGCAGCAUGGACCAAAAACCAACCACACCGUCAUGUGUUACUAACACAGACAAGAUGUCACUAACUUCUACAUUGAGUAAUGAACAGAAGACUGCCAAGUAUACUGGAUAAUGACAUAAGUCAUAGACCUGAAUUAUAAAUACUGUUCUUAAAACCGAAUAACAUUAUAUUGAUAUACUAUGUUUAUUAUCACACAUUCCACAGUUAGGCUCUUCUUUACAUAUAGUAAUGUAACUAACUCUUUGUCAUUUUUUUCCCUUCUUUUUGUCAAAGCUGUGGGAAGUAGGGGUGCUGAGGGUGCUGCAACACCCCUUGGGGAAAAAAACAAGUCAAUUUGCUUUUUUUUGUGAACUUGUCCUUUACUGCUCCUGUAUCAGUUGAGGAAAAAUACUCCUCGUCAUCCCCCUCUUAUUCCUUUGUUGUUUGUGGCUGAUAGUUGAAGUUGGCUGUGUCAUUAGUUCAUACCACGUUUACUGUGUCUACCACAUAGAUGCCUUAAGAGAUGCCAUUAUCUUUCUGCUGCACCACUCAAGCUCCAAGGAAUCUCAUUGGAAGCUUUCAAGGUACAUACAGGAUCACGACAUGGCUCCAUUUUGAAUCCAUCAUUAGGAUUUUUAACCUGUAGGAAAGAAGUUGACUGGUGUUUAUAGUUCACCUUUUUAGAUCAAAGCCUUCUCUCUUUUGAAAUAUUUACACUUUGACAAUUAUUAUUCUUUCUAAUAAAACUCAAUGGAAAACAGCAGUAGUAACCAAUUGAAUCAACCAAUCGAAUUAGUUGAUAUAAAUAAGUGGAUGUUAAUGCUUUUAGAGAGCAAUGGGGGCUCUAAAAAAUAAUAUAUUAAGGAGGGAAUGCACCAUAGCAUUGAUUGUAGUAUUUCAUCAUUUAAAGGAAAUGUGCAAAUUAAUCGUAAGGCUUCAAGUACAAUCAUGAGCAUGUAGUAUUAAAGGCAACUACUGUAUGGUGAUAUUACAUGGCUUCCUAAAAUGGUAUAUCAAAAAUACCUCUUAACUAUCUUGUGAGUGGGCUUCUGUUGUGUCAGCUAUACAGGUGUCAGAACGGUAUUGAUGGCAACCAGGUCAAUGUCAACGACUUGCAUUUUGGAUGAAUGUUAUCCUGAACAUAGCCAAAGAUUUGUGGUUACUGUAAAAUAUAAAUAAAGCAUAGCUAUAUUAAACCGAACAA
Oncorhynchus masou masou (cherry salmon) is the source of this 2365-nucleotide messenger RNA. RefSeq names its product annexin A13, like (gene anxa13l). The transcript has 11 exons. Bases 105 to 1055 code for a protein of 316 amino acids. Gene Ontology annotation, molecular function: calcium-dependent phospholipid binding; calcium ion binding. Lineage: Eukaryota; Metazoa; Chordata; Actinopteri; Salmoniformes; Salmonidae. The record is from RefSeq and is a predicted model, not a curated record. Gene Ontology annotation, cellular component: cytoplasm.